GACUCGGUGGACGGAGUUUUGUUGACGAGAGAAAAAUACGAGGAUAGGUAUAUAGGUGCUCUGUGGAUAGGUGCAGUAAACUUAAUUUGCCUCGAAAACGUCGCGCAAUUCCAUCGCGCGAGACACGUAGCUUGGGGCCUGUUGCGCCAUGUCGGCGACGAGGAAUUGCCCGGUGCAUCCCGUCGAACUGUGAGUGAACGUCGAUCGUUUUGGUUCGAGCACGCUUCGUCUCUGGCAGUGAAAGUAGUGGUGCCUGUGGUGGUCGCCCCGGUCGUCCUGCAGAAACAAGCCCGCCGCCCGCGCUCUGCGAGGGGGCUCGAGGGGCAUGGUGGUGACUUCAGAGAACACGAAAGGGGCGUCAGCCUCUUCAAGCAACGAUGAAGGCGGCAGCACAAGCGGCCAGCAGGACGGCAGUUUCGAGUGCAACAUUUGCCUAGACACAGCCAAGGAUGCCGUGGUCAGUCUCUGCGGCCACCUGUUCUGUUGGCCGUGCCUGCACCAGUGGCUGGAGACGCGUCCGAACCGCCAGGUGUGUCCAGUGUGCAAGGCAGGCAUCAGCCGAGACAAAGUGAUCCCCCUGUACGGCAGGGGUGGCUCCAAACAAGACCCCAGGGAGAAAUUGCCACCACGACCACCGGGACAGAGAUCUGAACCAGAAAGUCACCCUGGGUCUUUCACGUCUUUUGGCUUUGGAGACACUGGCUUUCACAUGUCAUUUGGAAUUGGUGCCUUUCCCUUCGGCCUGUUUGCUUCCACCUUCAACUUCGGUGACGGCCGUCCUCCACCGACUAUGGGCAGCCAAGAGCACCGCCAGGACCAGAUUGUGUCCCAGGUGUUCCUCUGGGUGGCCUGCAUUUUCCUGGUGUGGCUGAUCAUCGCAUGAUUGGUUGCUGCUUCCACGAAAGCCAGCUGCACUGCUCCCAGCCACAAGAGUCUCGGAGAAUGAUACUUCUGAACCGCCUCUCUCACUGGACUGGUCUCCCCGGAGCUGCAGCAGUCGAAAAACUCGCGCGUCUGUUUCAACGAAAGCCCCUUGGGGUUCCCUCCUUCCUCUGCACCUUUAUCUCUGCUCCUUUUUGUAUGUCUGCCGUAAGUUGCGGCGACUUUCCGAGGCCCAGUUUUGGUGCUUGGCCGUCCCAUGCUGUCGCAGUUAUGUGCAUGUGAUGGGCCUACUUGCUCGGCACUGAAGGCGAGCUAUGUGCUGCUUGCUGCCUCCGGGGUUGGUAGGCAAAAGCAUGCGGCAUCUUGCAGACGACAAAAGUGGUCUCAGCUCUCUCUCUGCCGAGGCUCUUUUCCUAGCUGUCUUUUGACAAGCAAGGCCAUUGUGCAGGAAGGCCAGAGUGCAUUUGCGCAAACCAGAAAUGCAAUCGUUGAGUUGGGAUAACAAAGGGGCGGGCAUAGUACUUGUGUAACGUUGGCUGUUUUACUCUCAUCAUGUCAAACUGUUUUCUUAGUGCGAAGUGACAGCCUUGAAAAAAAAAACAGAGUGUAGAAAAGAAAGACAGCUUUACUGAUCAAGAGAUGUGUGCCUGAUGUGAGUUGUGUGUACGUGGUUUUUCUCUGUUAGGCUUGCUGCAAUGACGAUGGGUAGCUGGCUGGGCUGCUUUCCCCUUUUUUUUCUUUCCUUCGAGUUGAGGACAAUGAAAAGUGACUGCUCGUGCAUAGUUAUUCUUUUGUUUUUCUUUCCUGAAGAUUUUUUUUCCCCCAGAACAUUUCCGUACCUCUUGCCAACAUUCCUUCCUACCUGUGGCAGAGGUCUUUCAGGCCUCCGUGUCGUACUGGACACUGUGACACAUCAGGGCAGUUGCAUUGGGGUUGCUAUUUUGUAAUAAUACAUACUUGUGUAUACACUGAGUGGAAGUGUGUUCUGCACUGCUUUUACAGUGCAGUUCUCGUUUUUCAGGCUGUGCUUGUCAACUGUGUGUAAAUAAACAGCCCUGUUGUAAAAUAAGUGGUAAAUGGAAUAUAUUUACAGCAGAAAAAAAAAGAAUUUUUUUCAAGUCCUUGUAGCCAUGGGAGUCAUUGGUUUCCUGUAAUUAGAAAUUGUUGGAUUUUAAACGGCUCACAUUUUAUAUAUACAUUCUUUUUUCGUUCUUUGGGAAAUAAAGAAACAAAGACCA
Molecule: messenger RNA, 2120 nt
Organism: Dermacentor andersoni
Lineage: Eukaryota; Metazoa; Arthropoda; Arachnida; Ixodida; Ixodidae
Product: E3 ubiquitin-protein ligase RNF185-like
Biological process (GO): ubiquitin-dependent protein catabolic process
Cellular component (GO): endoplasmic reticulum
Molecular function (GO): metal ion binding; ubiquitin protein ligase activity
Source: RefSeq, a predicted model, not a curated record